Corapipo altera (White-ruffed manakin) is the source of this 683-nucleotide messenger RNA. RefSeq names its product GINS complex subunit 4 (gene GINS4). The transcript is spliced from 7 exons. The annotation marks the transcript as partial. Gene Ontology annotation, cellular component: GINS complex. Gene Ontology annotation, biological process: double-strand break repair via break-induced replication; DNA-templated DNA replication. The record is from RefSeq and is a predicted model, not a curated record. NCBI's taxonomy places the organism in Eukaryota, Metazoa, Chordata, Aves, Passeriformes, Pipridae.
GGGCGGCGAUGGCGGCGGCGAUGGCGGCGCCCGGCGGGGACGAGGCGGGUGCGGACUCGGACGGCGGCAGCAGCAGCAGCGAGGAGCUGGUGCUCACCCCGGCACAGCUGAUCCGCAGCCUGGAGCAGGCCUGGCUCAACGAGAAGUUCUCUCCGGAGCUGCUGGAGAGCAGACCCGAGAUCGUCGAGUGUGUCGUGGAGCAGCUGGACCACAUGGAAGCAAACCUGAAGCGGGCAAAGAGAGGAGACCUGAAGGUGAGCGUGCACCGCAUGGAGAUCGAGAGGAUCCGCUUCGUGCUCAGCAGCUACUUGAGGUGUCGGCUGGUGAAGAUAGAGAAGUUUUUCCCCCACAUCCUGGAGAAGGAGAAGUCUCGAGCUGAAGGGGAGCCCUCCAUCCUGUCACCAGAGGAGUUUGCUUUUGCUAAAGAGUACAUGGCGAACACAGAGGCUUACCUGAAAAACGUGGCCCUAAAACACAUGCCACCCAACCUGCAGAAAAUGUCUCUCCUAAAAUCAGUUCCGAAGCCCAACCUGGACUCCUUUGUGUUCCUGAGGGUGCUGGAGCGGCAGGAGAACAUCCUGGUGGAGCCAGAGACGGAUGAGCAGAGGGAAUAUGCCAUCGACCUGGAGGAGGGCUCCCAGCACCUGAUCCGCUACAGGACCGUGGCCCCGCUGGUGGCCUCG